CCUACAAACGCCAUCAUGAAGCUAUCCGAGAGCAAAUCCGAUACCUCCAUCAUUGCCAACCUGUACAAAUCGAUCAACAACAGCUAUCGGCGGUUGUCGAACACCAGCAAUGUGCUGCACCGCAUUCCGGAAAUGGAGAUCCCCAACAUGGCGAUUGCCGACGAGUACGACAUCGAGAAGAUGAUCGCCGAGGGUUGCUUUGCCAAGAUCUACCUAGCGCACCAUCGUCCAACCGCGACGACGGUAGUGCUGAAAGCAAUCCACACCGAACUGACCAGUCUGAAGGAGUUUGUGCGUGAGUUCCACUACAACUAUCAGCUCAGCCACCAUCCAAACAUUCUCAGCUGCUACCAGGUGAAGUUUCAAACGAAGGAAUAUUAUGUGUACGCACAGGAGCACGCACCGUUUGGCGAUUUGGCGGCGAACGUGGGAGCGAGUGGACUACCCGAGAGUAGCUGCAAAAAAAUCGCCGAACAGCUCAGCUCAGCGCUCGGGUUUAUGCACCUGAAAGGGCUGGUGCACCGGGAUUUGAAGCUGGAGAACGUUCUCGUCUUUACGCCCGAUUUUUCACGCAUCAAACUGUGUGACUUUGGUACGACAACAAGGGAGGGGGUGCUGGUGAGCAAAAACAACAAAACUUGGACGGCUUUCCUACCGCCCGAGGUGCUAGAGGUGGUCAAGAACGAGCGGUUCAUCUGCAAGGCAUCGUCGGAUUCGUGGCAGUUCGGAAUCGUGCUGUACGUGUGUCUGACCGGAGCGACACCCUGGAAAUCGGCCGACUGGGUACGGGAUGCCAAGUAUGCCGUGUUCAUGAAGUACCAAAAGCGUGAGACGACCAAAAUACCGGAAAACUUUAGACGAUUUACACCUCGAUUGCUUCGCGCCUUCCGACGCAUCUUCGAUCACAGGGACGAGGAUCGAGCGAAGGUGACGGAUAUCAUGAAGUAUAUGAAGAACCGCUGGAUGGAUGGCAAGAUCACGGUGUCGAAGUCGGCUUCCAACAUAGCCAGCGUGGGCCAGCAACAGCAGUUUCAGCAGCAACAUCACCAGCACACUAAUUCCGAUCAGGACUCGGUCAAGUACAUCAACCAUCGCGAAAGUCGCAAUUCGUUCGAUGGCAAGUUGCGAGCAAGGCGAAUGACCAGCGUUGGAGCUCUCACACCGGACUCGGUUCCAGGUUCGAUGAACCUGGCCGGAGCGGAUCAUCAGGAUGCGAUCCGCACCAAAGUGUGGGAUUGGCUGGAAUCGAACGAUCUGAAUGCAAGUGGCAGUGCUGAUGAUCUCACCUUCUGGAGCACUAAGGAUACGAAAACGUUGCAGCUGCAGCAGCAACAUCACCAGCAACAGCAACGGCGCCAGAGCGUGGGAGGCCAUCAGCUGCAACAGCAUCAGCAGGAUCUGAUCAGUUUCAGCGAAACCCACAGCACCAUGACCACAAGCAUGCUGCGGGAAACGAGGACCAUCACCAGCAGUAGUGCGAAAAUGUUCAAAUGA
This is a messenger RNA of Anopheles marshallii, 1494 nucleotides long. RefSeq names its product serine/threonine-protein kinase meng-po (gene meng). The record is from RefSeq and is a predicted model, not a curated record. Gene Ontology annotation, biological process: peptidyl-serine phosphorylation; peptidyl-threonine phosphorylation. The transcript has a single exon. The annotation marks the transcript as partial. NCBI's taxonomy places the organism in Eukaryota, Metazoa, Arthropoda, Insecta, Diptera, Culicidae. Gene Ontology annotation, molecular function: ATP binding; protein serine/threonine kinase activity.